CAAACAAAGAUGCUGGUUGAAGCUUUUCAAGAAAAAAUUGAAACUUUUUAUGAUCAGUUCAACAAAAACGAAUCAAAUAUAUCAAUAAAACUAGAUCUUAUGAACUUAUAUAGAGCCUUUGUUGUAAGCAAGUACAAAAGGCAUCUUUUAGAAAAACAGAUAUUGGAUCUAUCGAAAUCAGGUUCAGAGUAUGACACGUUAUUCGCAUCCUUCGAGAAAAAAUAUUCCUUGUUAGCUUUGUGUGUACUUUUCCAUGAAGAAGAUUUAAAUCAGUUUUUGAUAGAAGAAGAAUUGGAGACGAUAAAAUUACUCAAGAGACAGAUACAAGAAGGUAAAGAAAAUUCAGGUUUCAUUAGUCAUAUUGUUGCUGCCAAACCAAUGUUCAUUCACUUCAGUUUUGCUGAAUAUUUUGCUGCGCAUUUUUACUCGAAGAACAUAAAAAGAAAAGAAGUAACUAAAUUUUUUUGCCAUCAGGUUUAUGGAAAAGAACAUAACUAGGAUCUUUUUCGAUCAAAUGGUAACUACCGAUAAGCAUACCUGUAAGAUGCACAUUGCAGUUUUAAACAAUGAUAUAGAAAAAGUAAAACAAUUAUUAUCAAAUGCAGAGAAAGCAAAAGAUUUCAUUAAUGCUGCAGAUAAAGUAGGAAGAACAGCACUGCACUUAGCUGCUGCAUAUGGAAAUUAUUAUUUGGUUUGGACUUUGUUGAAUCACGAAUUUAGAGCAGAUGCUGAGGAUCAACUACUUGGUUGGAGGCCUUUAAGAUAUGCAGAUAAAGACGGUCAUUGGGUAACUGUUGAAUUACUCCUUAGAAAGGGUGCGAAUGCUUGUGAUAUUUGUGAAGCAAUAAAAAGCCUUGAAACUUAUGAUGCUGAGAAAACAAAAAAGACUUUAUUACACGAGGUGGCGCAAAAAGGUUUAGUAGAUCUUUUAGAGGCUCUGAUAGAAAGUAAAAUAAAUAUGAUUAAUGUUGUUGAUGAAUAUGGGGCCACUGCUCUUCAUUAUGCUGCAUAUGAAAAAGUUGCCAAUCUUUUAAUAAAACGAGGAGCCGAUAUUGAAGCCAAAGAUAUGUAUGGAGAAGCACCUUUGCACUGGGCUGUGAGGCAAGGAAAUAUUGGGGUUGUCGAGCUUCUAAUAAAAGAAGGUGCUGAUGUUGAAGCUAAAGGUGAUCUUAAUGAGACUCCUCUAUUUUUUGCUGGAAGAAAGAAAGUUUUCGAACUUUUAAUUGCCAAAGGCGCUAAUAUAAAUGCUAAAAAUAGCAAAGGCUCUACACCUCUUCACAGUGCUCUUAUGAAAGGAAGGGAUGAGGUUGUCGAGCUUUUAAUAAGAGAAGGUGCUGAUGUUGAAGCUAAAGGUUAUCAUGAUAAAACUCCUCUAUUUACAUCUAAAAGUAAGAAAGCAUUCAAACUUUUAAUUACAAAAGGCGCUGAUAUAAAUGCUAAAAGUAGCGAAGGUUAUACACCUAUGCACUGCGCUGUCAUGAAGGGAAGGGAUGAGGUUGUCGAGCUUUUAAUAAAAGGAGGUGCUGAUGUUGAAGCUAAAUGUCAUCAUGAUGAAACUCCUCUAUUUUCAGCUGGAAGCAAGAAAGUUUUCGAACUUUUAAUUGCAAAAGGCGCUAAUAUAAAUGCUAAAAGUAGCGAAGGUUAUACACCUCUGCACAGCGCUCUUAUGAAUGGAAGGGAUGAGGUUGUCGAGCUUUUGAUAAAAAAGGUGCGGAUGUUGAAGAAAGGUUAUCAUGAUAAAACUCCUCUAUUUACUGUUAAAAGUAAGAAAGCAUUCGAACAUUUAAUUGCAAAAGGCGCUAAUAUAAAUGCUAAAAGUAGCGAAGGUUAUACACCUCUUCACAGUGCUCUUAUGAAAGGAAGGGAUGAGGUUGUCGACCUUUUAAUAAAAGAAGGCUCUGAUUUUGAAGCUAAAGAUUACCGUGAUGAAACACCUUUGUUUAAACCUAGUACCAAGAAAAUGUUUGAGCUCUUAAUUGAAAAAGGCGCUAAUAUAAAUGCUGGAAAUAAUAUAGGUAAAACACUUCUGCACAGUGCUGUUCUGAGCGAAGAGGACGAGAUUGUCGAGCUUUUAUUAAAAAAGGGAGCUGAUGUUGAAGCCAAAGAUUGCUUUGGUUCAACUCCUCUAUUUGCAGCUAGAAGUAAGAAAGUAUUUGAACUUUUAACUGCAAAGGGUGCUAAUAUAAACGUUAAAUGUAGCAAUGGGCGUACUCCUCUGCAUUACGCUCUUUUG
Messenger RNA from Parasteatoda tepidariorum (common house spider), 2233 nucleotides. The record is from RefSeq and is a predicted model, not a curated record. NCBI's taxonomy places the organism in Eukaryota, Metazoa, Arthropoda, Arachnida, Araneae, Theridiidae.